GGUUUACAGAAAUUGGGGAACAGAGCAGAACAGCACCAGAAAGGAAUGGGCAGAGGACCACAUAUGGUACCCAAGGCCACAACCCAUGACCUGCCCAGACAUACCCAGGAGUGGCUCUACUAAUCUGCUAGGUAUUUCUUUAGCCAGUGAAGUUGACCUAUCAGGAUCAAUGGUCACAUACACCAACUGCCCGUUUGUCCUUCUCCCAGCCACUGGAAAUCACUCUUCUACUUUCUACCUUUAUGAUCUGACUCCUCUAGCUAGCUAGUUAUUUUAUGUAAGUGGAAUCAUGUAGUAUUUGUCCUUUUGUGAUUGGUUUAUUUCAUUUAGAAUAAUGUCUUCAAGGUUCAUCCAUACUGAAGCUUAUGUCCUUCAUUUUAAGGCUUUAUUUCAUCAUUUGUAUAUUGUUAGAGUCCAUUUCAGUCUCAACUCCCAGGGUGAAACUACAAAAGCCGACCCUGCCCCAUGACAGACAUCCUGCUCUAAUCCACAAAUGCCAACCCCUCCUGAGAAUGCCCUGCCCACUCAAACAAAGCCUCCCGCAUGCUAAAGUCAAAUUCACUCCACCAAAAUUUUCACAGCAUCCCUAACAGUCCUGCCCCUUUACCUUUGUAUAAACCCAGCCCCCUCUAUCUUGCCCAUCAUACCCGCUCCAAUAAAACUUCCCUUUCUGUUGCUGUGUUUUGUAUCUAUUCCCCUUGCUGACCUUACAUUUUGGUGCCGUGACUCGGAUCAUAGAUGGCAAGUGCCCCCCCACCCCGCUCGACUCUGGGUGAAACACUGUCAAUGGACCAAGUCCCUGUGAAGCACAGCAACACCUUGCUAUUGCUGACAGCUUUGUCCACUUCACCAGCCAAUUUUCUCGUUAAGACGAAAAGAGUUGUGUCUGGCAGGCGGCUGAGGCUGCUGCAGAUGAAAAGUACCGUGUCAAUCCCCAACACCGUGCAGGAGCUACAGCAGUCCCCAGAGAAGACCCGCACUAGAAUUACCAACCCGGAUCAGGAGACUGCUAAAAACUGUCUCCAAAGUCUCUCCUCCUGGCUCUACACUGCCCUCUCCCUGCCACAGAUAAACUUGCCUCCACCCACUACACCGUCCUGGACCUUAAAGACGCCACCAAAGUAUGUCUUCUUUCCCAACCCUCAAUCACACAUCCCAAACAGAGAGCGGUCCACACCCCAACCUCAUCGGCAACUGGAUUUUUUCUGUCCUCGGUACUGGUCUUGGGGCAGGAGGGCCUGGAACAGCCACCUAUCUCUACCAACAACUCUCUCUGGACCUGACCCUUCAACUGGAGGAAGUGGCCUCAUCAGUUCAGUCCCUCCAAAACCAAAUCAACAGCCUAGCAGCUGUCACUCUCCAAAAACUGCUGAACCCUAGAAGUCUUGACCGCUGAAAAGGGAGGAACCUGUGCCAUGUUAGAAGAAUGUUGUUAUUUUGUUAACCAGUCAGGGAUCGUCAUGGACAAGGUAAAAUAGAUCUGUGAGUAUGUAGACAAAAAAUGACAAGAAAUCUCCAGGUUUUCCUCCUCCUCUUUCUGGCCAUCGUUGGGGCACUGGGGCCCCUAUCUCAUACCCCUAAUAGGACCCCUCUUUGUGUUUAUGAUGGUCCUUCUAGGGCCCCGCAUCCUCAAGGUAGGAGGAAACUUUAUCCCACAAAGAGUUUGAGCUUUUACUGACAGAGAAGUUAUGUUGUUGGCCUCCAGUCUGGGAACUGAAAUGUACCUCCAUCUCAAACCCCUCCCCAGGACAACACCCCCAUCAGCAGGAAGCAGUCAGUUAGAGCUACAACCCCUACAACAACAAAAAGAUGGGAAUGUUAGGGUCCAUUUCAGUCCCAACCCCCAGGGUGAAACUACAGAAAUCAACCCCACCCCGUGACAGACACCUUGCUCUAAUCCACAAAUGUUUACCCCUCCUGAAAACGCCUUGCCCGCUCAAACAAAGCCUCCCUUCCCCUCUACCUGUAUAUAAACCCAGCCACCUUGCCUUGUGUCAGGGUCUCUACCCUUUGAGACUUGCCGCCACUCCCGCUCCAAUAAGACUUCCUUUUCUGUUGCUGUGUCUUGUACCUAUUCCCUCUGCCGACCUUACAUAUAUGAUCAGCAUGCCUACUUUUAGGGAUUUAUAUUAGAGAAACUGUCUAAUAAUUUACAAGUUUCAAAGGAAACGUUCACUUCAGGAGUGUCUGGAGAGUG
Chinchilla lanigera (long-tailed chinchilla) is the source of this 2197-nucleotide messenger RNA. RefSeq lists its product as uncharacterized. NCBI's taxonomy places the organism in Eukaryota, Metazoa, Chordata, Mammalia, Rodentia, Chinchillidae. The coding region runs from base 739 to 1380 and encodes 213 amino acids. The record is from RefSeq and is a predicted model, not a curated record. The transcript has 3 exons.